AUGAUGCUGCCCGUUUUAAGCGUCAUUGCGGUCAUAAUUCUGUUUGUGUUAGCCAUUUAUCGCUUUUUGGGGCCACGUGUUCAGCAUUCAUGGUUUUUCUCAAACGGUGAAGAGAAAAUUGGAUUAUCAAAAGAUAAGCUUUAUAAUGCAAACGGAUAUAUUGUUCAUUCAGGGUCGGAUAUCUUAUUAGGAAGUACAGGAAGUUUCAAGAGAUUCGAUUCUGUUGAUAGGAAUGCACAUGAAGGAGAAUUAGUUUAUGGUCAAACAGCACUUGCUACACCUCCUUGGAAAACUGACGAAGCAAUCCCACCGCAACCGCUUCGACCUGCACCAUAUCAAUUGCCAUUAGUAAUGAAAUCCAAGAACAAAAAUCAAUCACAUAGUCAAGUUUCGAAGCAGGAAAGUCUUGAUCCAAAAACUGUUUCUGGACCGUUGAAAUCUGUACCACGACCCAUUCCUAAAAAACAAUUAUCAGCACCUGCUUCGACAUGCCAUAUACCUUUCAUAAAUCCCCCAGAGAAAGGUUUUCAAAACUCUGUUAAAAACAUGCAAACAACGACAACAAAUCCUUUUCUAAAUGGAUUGAUUAACUUUGAGUCAAUAAAAAGUAACUUCUUCUCGACAAGUGUCACAACAACAACCGAAUGGAAAAUUGAAAAUGAACGUCAAACUAAAAGUGCUUUUGUAUCGAAAAAUCCUUUUAUAACAACAUCUUCGGAAUCUGAUUACAAUAAUGUUUUUGAUUUCAACCCAUCAACAAUAAAAUCCAUCAUGGAAGAAACGCCGGAUGAAGGUUAUUUGGGUGAUAAUGAUGAGAACGACGAUGCUGACCCUUUAAAACAAUUGGAAGAACGAAUUCAGAAAAUUGAAGCUUCAGGAAAGCAAAGACGGAAGAGUAGCGGAAGCGGAACUCCACCUAGAUUUUCACCGAAAAUGUUAAACAAAUCAGGAAACGGACAGAAAAGUGAUCUAAAUUCCGCUCAUCUUCCGGAAAUAUCUCCAAAUGUUAAUGAAAAGUUUGUUGACUCAUCGUUAAACGAAGAUUGCUUGAUUCAAAGCUAUCGAAAACAUAUUCGAAAUCGAUCUUUAUCAGAGAAUGAGACGGGUGAAUUGAGUCAACAUGGCGAUUAUGACGACCAACUCAGUCCCAUUAUCAUAGCACCGCCAUCAACAACAAAUCCCUUUUUAAAUGGAAAAAGACUUUUGAAAACACCUUCAGAAACUUAUCUUGAACAAUAUUCAAUGAUGCGUGCAAACAAAAGUGUGAAUAACAACAUCGCACCAAUCAAGACUAUGCAGCUAUGCAAGCAUCCUUCGCUUAAUAAAAUCAUUCAAAGUUCACAGCAGACGUUGCUUGAAAAUAGCGACUCGUGUCAAAACAUGUCAACCAUGAAACGUGCUCUCUCAUCUGAAUCAAUAUCAUCAGAGUCUUCGGUAGUUAUGAGUACUCUUGAACGAACGAUACCUCCUGUCACAGGCAAUUUAUGUAUUGCUUUACAAUAUGACAAGCACACAGCAACAGAAGAAGGUUGUGAGCUUUUAUGUACAAUCUUGGAAGCGAAAGACUUGAUAAUUCCAGCAGAUGCUGACCCAGAUCACGUUGACACCUUUGUGAGAGUUUAUCUUGUUCCAGACGAGGCGGAAGCCAUGCAGACGAAAAUAUUCAAAAGCUCAAGACACCCAAGUUACCAGGAAUUAUUUGCUUUCUUCAUAACAAAACAAAAUAUUAAGAGAUCCCUAUGGUUUCAUCUUUAUCAUACCAACGUACAAUGCACAACUCUUAUUGGUGAAACUGAAAUGAAAUUAACUGAAAUCCGCAAACCUUUAACAACUUGGCUUCAGCUAUCAGACUCGAGAAAUAAUUGCACGAGUUGGGGAGAUUUAAUGUUUUCACUUUCUUAUUUACCAACAGCUGAGAGACUCACAGUGGUUGUCGUUAAGGCUCGAAAUUUACGACCUGAAAUUGAUGAACAUGAAGGACGACGUGAUGUUAAAACUGAUAUACAAAACGUCUUUGUAAAGGUUUAUUUGCUUAAAAAUGACAGAAAAGUUUCAAAGAAACGAACAAGUACGAAACGAGGCGAAAUAAAUCCUGUUUUUAAUGAAGCGAUGAUGUUUUCUGUUCCUCCAUAUAUGCUGAACUCAAUUCAAGUACGAUUAACAGUGAUGAAUACUCAAUCACCGUCAGAUAGUUAUGAAAGUCACCGCAAAUCACUACCAGUUGGACAUGUAAUUGUUGGAAGUCGCACUGAUGGGAAAGGAUUGUUGCAUUGGCAUCAAAUGAUUACAUCGUUGAGAAAACCUAUUGCGAUGUUUCAUCCUUUAAGACGAAGCACUAAGAAGACUUCAACAUGUUGA
Molecule: messenger RNA, 2358 nt
Organism: Clunio marinus
Lineage: Eukaryota; Metazoa; Arthropoda; Insecta; Diptera; Chironomidae
Source: the annotation of a GenBank genome assembly